GUGUAAUUCAGCACUGAAAUCGUGUAUACUGAUGUCAAAAAUUAAAUGACAAACUUAAGUAACCAUUGUGACUCAUCAUAAUGGGAUAUUUGAAUAUUUUUAAGUCAUCCUCUUUGUUAACUAGGCCAUAUUAAGAAAUAUUUAUAUAAUUUUAUAAUUUAGAGGUAUUUGUUCUAACCAUAUAAAAACAGUGUCAUCCACUGAUGCCAAUUUCUUGAACAAAAUCAAUUCAAUUCAAUUCAAUUCACAUUUAUUUGUAUAGCGCUUUUCACGAUACAUAUCGUUUCAAAGCAGCUUUACAGAGGUAAAACAGAAAAGCAAAUGGAGAAUAAUUAGCAUAGCUGCUGUUCAUAACAUUAAGCAAAGAUAGUCAUGUGCAAUUGAUCUGAUAUGAGAUGGAUUAUGUGAAUGCUUGGCUGAAGAGAUGUGUCUUUAAUCUAGAUUUAAACUGGGUGAGCGAGUCUGAGCCCCGAACAUUAUCAGGAAGGCUAUUCCAGAGUUUAGGAGCCAAAUGUGAAAACGCUCUCCCUCCUUUAGAGGACUUAGCUAUCCUAGGUACAACCAGAAGUCCAGAGUUUUGUGAUCUUAAAGAGCGUGAAGGAUUGUAGGGCGAUAAAAAGUCGGUUAAGUACACAGGAGCUAAACCAUUUAGAGCCUUAUAGGUCAUUAGCAGUACUUUAUAAUUGAUACGGAACUUAAUAGGUAACCAGUGAAGAGAUGAUAAAAUUGGUGUUAUAUGAUCAUAUUUUCUUGACCUGGUAAGAACUCUAGCAGCUGCAUUUUGUACCAAUUGUAGCUUGUUUAUUGAGGAAGCAGGGCAACCAGCUAGUAAUGCAUUACAGUAAUCUAGUCUAGACGUCAUGAAAGCAUGAACUAACUUUUCUGCAUCUGAAACAGAUAACAUAUUCCGUAUCUUAGCAAUGUUUCUGAGGUGGAAGAAGGCUGUUUUUGUAACAUGAAAUAUGAUUUUCAAAGGACAAGUUGCUGUCUAAUAUAACACCCAGGUCUUUAACUGUCGAGGAUGGAGUAACAGUACAUUCUUCUAAAUGCAAAUUGUAGUCUGAGAGAUUCUGUGUACAGGUUUUUGGCCCAAUAAGUAAUACUUCAGUCUUAUCUGAAUUUAAUAGAAGAAAAUUACUAGUCAUCCAAUGUUUUACUUCUUUAACACACUCUGUCAGAUUGGAUAAUUUAGAGUUUUCAUCUGGUUGUGUUGAAAUAUAUAAUUGAGUAUCAUCGGCAUAGCAGUGGAAACUAAUUCCAUGUCUUCUUAUAAUAUUACCAAGUGGCAGCAUGUAUAUUGAAAAUAGCAGAGGGCCUAACACAGAUCCUUGAGGCACUCCAUAAUUUACUAUUGUUAUCUUAGAUUUUUCCCCGUUUAAAUAAACAAAAUUGUGACGGUCUGAUAGAUAUGACCUAAACCACCGUAAUGCCUGUCCCUGGAUACCAGUGUAAUUCUGUAGUCGAUCUAGGAGUAUUUUAUGAUCUAUAGUGUCGAACGCAGCACUGAGAUCAAGUAACACUAGUAUUGAGAUACAGCCUUGGUCAGAAGCUAGAAGUAAGUCAUUUGUAAUUUUAACGAGCGCAGUUUCUGUGCUAUGAUGAGACCUGAAUCCUGACUGAAAUUUUUCAUAGAUAGCAUUUUUUUUGCAGGAAGGAGCACAAUUGGACCGACACCACUUUUUCUAAUAUUUUCGAUAUAAAUGGAAGAUUUGAAAUGGGUCUGUAAUUUGCCAAUACAUUUGGAUCUAAUUGUGGUUUCUUAAUGAGAGGCUUAAUAACUGCUAACUUGAACGGUCUUGGAACGUGACCUAGAGAUAAAGACGAGUUAAUAAUAUUGAGAAGAGGCUCUUCUGCUACAGGUAACAAUUCUUUCAGUAGUUUAGUGGGUAUUGGAUCUAAUAAACAUGUUGUUGGUUUAGAUGCUGUGAUAAGUUUAUUUAGCUCUUCCUGUCCUAUAGUUGUAAAGCACUGCAACUGUUCUUGAGGGACGAUAAUUGAGGCUGAAUCAUAGUCAUACGGUGCGAAGCGUCUUGGAGAUGUUCUCCGACAGAAGAUCAGCUCCGAUUUUCUGUCGGAGAACAUCUCCUUUUUUUUUUUCAAAUCCUUUUUUUUUUUUUUUUUUUUUUUUUUUAAAGCAAGUAGGCUAUGACACCCAUAUAUAAAACCCAUGCGGGGCCCUUAUUGACAUCAUGUUGGCUAAUAUUUUAUUAACUUGUUACUCUCUGUAUUAAUUGAUGCUCUCUAUGAGGACUGAACACAUUCAUUAAGCAGUGUUGUGUCAAUGGAAAACAGCUGACAGGGACUGACACUGCAGAAGAUCAUAGACUAGACACAUGAUGUCUGUUAUCAGCCAACAGCCUUUGAUUAUACUGAUAAGGGGGGGAAAAAAUUACCACAGAUUCAAAAUACCAGUAAGAAGGACAGAAAUUUAACAAAACUUUUGUCAUGCAAGUAUUUUGUCAUUUAGGUAACCUAAAUAUGUGCUUUACAUCUAGUAUAAAUCUGUAUAUAGUAUACAUCUAUAUAAUAGUCAACUAAAUAUGUGGUCAAAUCUAACUAGUUUUGUUCAUGUAAAAAAUUAUUUAUGACUGAAUAUGAUAGGUAGAUAUAUUCGUCUGGGAACACCCACCUCUGGCACAGAGUGUUAAUCUGAGGAAUGAGGAAGCAGUUUGUUGUAUGUUUCAGAAAAUUGCCCCAAGGGUUUAGCUGACUUAAUUAAUUUCUAUGGACUAGACUAGAGAGAACUGCCAUAAUCCAGCAUUAACUGACCUUAAAAAUCAGCUAAAAAGGCAUCUUUAUUUUCUACUGUUUGUAAAAUCAGCUUUACAGUGAUCUGCAUAGCGUUUUAUUAGGGAUGAUGUAUUUAGCCUAGUUAAUAGUUUAGGGGUUUGAAACAUAUCCCACUCAAAUUAUGAAUUAAAGGUCUAUAUCUAUGUGGUUUAGACUUUAGAGUACGUAAUUCCAGUGUGUGUACUUUUAACUAACAUUUUAGAGAUAAAUAAUUUGCCAGUCAGCCAAGAACGCGCAACACUGACAUCUGGUGGUCAAAUUGAAUGAGUUCAUAUUUAAGGAAAUAUGAAAACGCUUCUGGCAAAUUUCUUGUUAAAAACGUAUUUAAAAAAAAAAAAAAAAAAAAAAUACUAUAUAAUUUCUGGGAAUGUUUUUACAGUAAUUGGUAAGCCCACGUCAACAAAAUAAAACCUGGUCAAAUUUCGUUUUUCUGUUCUGUUGUGAGCUGGUUGUCAUGACACCGUUCAACACAUGAAGUGCGAACAGAGAUGGAGGUUAUAUUCUGUUGCUGCAGUCACUAUUAUAAAUAACAUGUCAUCCACUGUCUCUAAUGCGUCCAUAGUGGAUAAACUAAUCGAAGAUGAAGCAGAAAGAGAGAUUCUGCUCUCCAAACCAACAUGUUUUAUCAUCAUUGGAAAACCAGGUGUUGGCAAAUCUACGCUUGCCAGAAAAUUAGCCAAGGCUUGGAAUUGUAUCCUCAUUGAUGAUACAGAUCUUCUUAACAGCCACAUUAACAAUGAGACUGAACAAGGUAUACAGUUCUUUAAGAUUCUGGCUGAAGGAAAAGCUGUUCCAGAAGAGAUGAUGGUCCAGUUAAUUGUUGACCGGCUCAAGUCACCUGAUGUAGAACAUUACGGUUAUGUCCUGGCCUGUUUGCCAUCAAUGUCAGAGGAGUACCUGAAGAUACAGGAGCAAAUAGACCUGAUUAAAAGCCUCAGACUGCCACCAGACUUCAUCAUCAACAUCAAGUGUGCUGACAGAGACCUGAUCCGCAGACUGUCAGAUGAGCGUCAACAUCCAGAGACAGGCCGUGUGUUCCACAGGGAGAAGUGGGACCCUGUGAAGAAAGAGACAGUCAUUAAAAGAAGUAGCAUAGAUCAUGAGGAAGAAGAAGAGGAAGAAACAGAGGAUCUGGAGGAAGAGAUGGAAGAGAUAGAGCUACAGAAAGACAUGAUCACACAGCUAGUAAGAGUGAGCGAGAAUUACCCAGAGAACGCCAAGAGCAGGAUCAUGCGCUAUAAGGACACCAGCCUCAGGCCUCUAGAGGACUACAUGGCAGAUCAUAAUCCCCCAUAUUUAUUUGAGCUGGAUGGAAACAAGGAUCCAGAAGAGCUCUUUGAGUCAGUAAUGUCCCGUUUGGAGUCCAUGGCUGUGAGGUGUCCAGCUGUGCCUGUGCGUUUGAUGCCGAUAGAGGACCCAGAGCUUGAUGAUCAGAUGGACCUGGAGGAGCUCUUUAGGACUCUGUCUUCCUGUAGGAAUGUUGCACCUGGCUUUCAUUGGCGAAGGAGUCGAUGGUCCUGGAACUGUCCGGUGGAACUCAAAGAGGGCAGGAUGGUCAAGGGCAGACAAGAGUUCGCCGUUGGCUUCAUGGAUAAGAUCUACAUCCUGUCAUCUCAAAAUGCUCUGCAGAAGUUCAUGGCGAACCCUCGAUGCUACCUACUGCCGCCCAUACCCCACUUGCCUUGCAGGGUGUCCAUGAUCGGCCCGCGAUGCUCAGGAAAGAGCACAAUGUGUGCACUGCUAGCCGAACAUUAUGGGGCUGUAGUGGUAGAUGUUGAGGCGCUGAUGGAACGUACACUGAGUAUGUUUAAAAAAGACAUGUUGGACAAAGUGCGUCACGAUGCCACCCUUGCAGGCUUGGAGAAGGUCCGAGCCAAGAUGCAGCUUGAGGCUACACAUGCAUCAGGCAAUGUGACAACCAGUGAGGGAGAGUCUGAUGAAACUUACUCAGCAAUAGAGGUGACAGAAGAUCAUCCAGAUGUUCAGGCUCUUGUGGAGGAAGCUAUGAAGGAAGCAGCUGAGUCUGCAGUCACAGCUUCACGGGAGCUUCAUUUGGAGGCCCUGGAGAAGCACAUAAGAGAGAUUGAGGCUGAAGAUGUGGAUGCUGAAUAUAAAAGGGGAUGGAUACUGGACAACAUUCCCAGCAGUAGAUCACAACUGAUCACCAUUGAGGAACUACAUGGUGCUGUAACACCUGAAGUCCUAUUCUGUCUGCAAGACAAUGAUGGACAGGGAAGGACUGUACUAACCAGGAUGUAUGAACAGAAUAAAGAAGAGGUGGAUCGAGCUGUGCUGGCUCGCCUGAAGAAAGAAAAAAAACUGCAUAAGACACAAGACAAUCAUGAGACACUGAAAACGACUGAAGCCUUAAAGAAAGAUUUGCAGCCUACUGACACCCAGUCCAAACUAGAGACAUUGCUUGAGGAGUCAGAGAUUUCUGAUAAGUCUGAUGAUGAAGGCAAAAGUUUAAAUGAUGAAGAGGUGGUGCUUCCAGCGGUGUGGGAAAACGGUUAUCCUGAUGGCCCAGAGAUGGAGGCCUUUAGUGUGCAGCUGAAGCAGUUUGUGGCAGAUUGGGAAAGCAUGGAGCACACCAUCACCUGCAACUAUGCAAUACUGGACAUCAGCAACAAAACACCUCAGGACAUCCUCCUAGAGAUGAUUUACCAUAUGGAGAAGCCAUUUAAGUACACAGCUUUGAGUAUAUCUAGUGCAGACCUGGAGGAGGAGGAAGAGGCUAUACAUGUGCUGGUACAGGCUGAGAAACAAGAUGAUGUUAAUGAAGAGGAAGAACAAGAAUCAGAGGAGGAAGUCAGCUUCAAGAGGCAGCUGGGAGACACAAAGCAUUUUUGUCCAGUGGUGCUAAAGGAGAGGGGUACGCUACAACCGUGUCUGGACGAUUAUGCUGCCAAAUACAGAGACAAAGUCUAUUAUUUCUCCAGCACAGAGGCACAAGAAUUGUUCGUACAGAACCCUGAACUCUACACAUCUAACACACAACUGUUAAAGCCACCUGCGCUGCGUGUCUUCAUGCUAGGAGUGAGGGGCUCCGGGAAGACCACCUAUGGGAAGUGGCUUGCAGAGCAGCUGGGAGUCUUCCACAUCCAGUUCCGAGAGCGACUACAGGAGCUGAUCCUACGGAAGACCCAGAAACAUGUGUCAUAUGCAGAUGAUUCUGAACCCCCUGAGGAACCUCCAGAGGAGCUGCAGGGCCUGCUGGAGGCUCAGGCCCAGGGUCAGAGCACAGAAUCCCCUCCAGACCAGGAUGACAAGACCAGUCAUGAGGAUACUGCAUCUGAUAAACCUGACACAAAUGAAGAACCAGCAUUGACUGAUGAUGAGGAGGCCAUAAAGGCAUACCUGCAGGAUGGAGAUCCUCUCCCUCCGGAGAUACUGGAAAUGGUUUUAUUACAGUGGUGGAACCAGGAACCCUACAAAUCCACAGGGUUUGUUUUGGAGGGAUUUCCCCAAAACCAAGAGGAGGUGUCCUUCAUGGUGGAGCAUCACUUGUUUCCAGAUAUGGUGGUAGUGAUGUCAGUAGAGGUGUCUGAGGUGGUGCGGCGUCUCCUGCCUUCACGCCUCACGUGUUGGAGAGAGAGACAAAAGCGCAGCCAAGAACAAAAGCGUCUGGUCAUUAAGCUGCGGAGUGAACUCAGGGAGCAGGCCAUUACCAAGAGAAGAGCUGAGCUUAUGGCUGAACGUGCAACCAAAAAACCCAGCCCACUCACUAUGAAGCCCCUCAAAGAACAGGAGGAUGAGGAUGAUGAAGAGGUGCAAGAAGAAGCAGAGGCAAUGGACGAAGAAGAGCAGGAAUGGGAGGAAAUGGAGGCCAUGCUCCUAGAGGAGUUUCCUCCUGUGGAGGAAGAGGAGGCAGAGGAUGAAGAAACAGAAACUAGUGCAGAAGAGAGGCUGGAGACAGAGAUAAGUCAGAGGUUUGAGAAGGAUGAUAACAACCUCACCAGUAUGACGGACUUUUUAACAGACAACCAAAUCCCCCGUCUGGUUAUAAGCACAGGCAGUUUGCCUCGGAUUGUGAGGUAUCAGCUCCUACAGGGAAUCAAACCUCUGAUGGUAAACAGAGACUCACUCUUUCAAAUGUGUCAGCCAAUCAGCUACAGUCUUGCCAGAAGACUCCUGUAUUGCUCCUUUAAAUAUCCCAGUGCCUUCGGGUGCUGGGAUCCUGUUAAGUAUGCAGAAGGAGAUUUGAUCCAGCCUCCACAGGGCCCUUUCAAUGCCACAUUCCCUGUCAUCCUACAUCAGUUCGUCUACUUCUUUGCCUCCAGGGAGACACGCAACACCUUCAUCCUCAACCCAAUCAAAUAUCUACGUCAACCAAAGCCCAAUCCUUCCCUUCCCAUCAAACUGGCUAUCAUUGGCCCACCCAAAGCAGGCAAAACCACAGUCGCCCGAGUGUUUGCACGCGAGUACGGUCUCGCUCGACUCUCAAUUGGAGAUGCAAUACGUAUGGUGAUCAACAACCAGUCCAAAACUGAACUGGCUUAUCAAGUGCAGAAGCAUUUGAACCAGGGCCUGACCGUUCCUGAUGAACUAGCUAUCCAGUGCUUGGAGGUGGCAGUAAUGAGCCUGGUCUGCAGCACUCGUGGGUUUGUGUUGGACGGCUUCCCUGUGACCAAGCAUCAGGCUGAAUUACUGGAAUCCUGCAGCAUUAUUCCUAUGCUAGCGAUUGAACUGCAACUGGACACAGCAGAAGUGCUGAGGAGAGGCCUGAAAGACAGGGGAAAAAACAAUAGGCCUUACCCAAUGCAUGACAGCCCCCAGGUCCUAAACAUUCGCAACUCUUGCUUCAGACGUGAAGUUGAAGCUCUUAGGCAACACUUCCACCAGCAGUAUCACAACUGGACUCCCAUUGAUGCUCACAAGAGCAAGUGGUGGGUAUGGGAGCGAGUUUUAGAUGAAGUUCGCAUAAGCAUAAGGCACAGUCAUGCUUACCUGGAAAGAAUUCACAAAGGCCAGGCAGCCUGUAUAAACAGACUGUGCAUUACCCCAAGAGAGCUGCAGUCUCGGCUGGGCGAGUUUGGGCAGUACUGCCCAGUUAGCUUAGCUCUCCAUCGCCAUCUGGUGGACUGUUCACAUAAUACCUCACUUGAAUUGGCUGCAGAGUUCAGGGGCCACUUCUACAAAAUGGCCAGCAUGGAGUUUCUAGAGAGAUUUUUAGAGUCUCCGGAACAGUUUGUGGUUCCAGGUUGCCCUUACGCACUACCCCCUCCUCCACUCCUGCCUCAUAAGCUCAAUGCAGGCCAGGUGAAGAGCAGGUUCCCUCAACAGGUGGAGAUGAAGGGUUUCUGCCCCGUCACUUAUCUAGAUGGUCAACAGAGGUAUGAGGCCUUGGUGCGUGGGAACAUGGAAUAUGCUGUUGAGUAUCAAAAUAGGAUCUAUAUAUUUGAGAGUGAGAAGAAACAAGAGCAAUUUCUCAAGUCACCUGAGAUUUACUGGGACCAGAAACUUCCACAUAAACUACCUCCGUUGGAAGAUCCGGUCUUACUAACCUCUUUACCGAUCAUGGGCUAUUUGGAACAAAGUGUGGCAGUACCCAUAAUCAAAGCCAUGACUGUUGUUGGUCAACUCAAGCCCAAGUUCCCCUUUCUCAGUGUGAAGAGAUCUGCUUUAUUGUACCUGGCCUUUCAUCUGAAAGCAUUCAACACCAGGAACCCGGACUAUAUUCGACAGAAGUACAAAAAGAAACUUCAAAAGUUUGAAGAAGGCUGUGAGCUCAUCUCAUACCUGGGUACGACCAUGAAGAUGUACAGAUCCCCUCACAAUCUGCCCCCAGAUUUUGCACAAAAGCUGGACAGGUUUCUGGCCCUAGAAAAGUCCACCAAAACAGCCUCAGGUCUGAUACAGCUUGGGGGCAGUUGAAACAACUUCAAAUAAUAAAAACACUGAGUCAGCACAUCACAGUAUUUGAUCAGUGUUGGUUGACAUUACAUUAGAAAAGUUUCCAUGUAUACAUUUUGCAAACACUUUGUUCUAUUCAAUUGACAAUGAAAUAAAUGGGCACAAUAAAUGUUUUAAUUGAUUUUGUUUUCAA
This is a messenger RNA of Ctenopharyngodon idella (grass carp), 8836 nucleotides long. It is a transcript of the gene ak9, whose product is annotated as adenylate kinase 9. The coding region runs from base 3262 to 8664 and encodes 1800 amino acids. The transcript is spliced from 37 exons. Gene Ontology annotation, cellular component: mitochondrion; cytoplasm. NCBI's taxonomy places the organism in Eukaryota, Metazoa, Chordata, Actinopteri, Cypriniformes, Xenocyprididae. Gene Ontology annotation, biological process: nucleobase-containing compound metabolic process. The record is from RefSeq and is a predicted model, not a curated record. Gene Ontology annotation, molecular function: ATP binding; AMP kinase activity.